AAAAAUAUACCUAAAAAUAUUUUUAAAAAAUUUAAAAAAAAUAUUAAUAAAUAAAAUACAAAAUAUGAAAUAAAACAAUUAUAAUUUGUAUAAAUAAAAAUUAAAAAUAUAAGACAAAUAAUAAAUCACAAUAAGUAAAUGUGAGGUAAAACAUUUAAAACUAAAAACGAUUGCAAACUAAACGCCAAAACGUGCAAAAAGUGAAGCAAAAGCCAAAGUGCGCGACAAUUCGAAAUAAAACGUUUGAAAACUAUGCACAAUUGCUCGGGAAUUCAAACAGCAGGCAACCGCACAAAAAAUACGCACGAAAAAUUUGCCGAUUAUAGAAACAAUAAAAAACAGCAGAAAACAAAAAUCUAGUUCAGUGAGUUGUGAAAAUGCUUUGGCAGGCAAAAACUAGUGAAAUGAUGCUGACUGCGAUGACUAUGCGUCGCUGCAACAACAAUAACAACAACAUUGUCGGGCUGCCAUAGACAUUGCGAAUUGUCGCCGCGUAUAUUCUGUGCAUGUACCAGUGACUGCGACAGCAUAACGGAAACGUGAACGAGAACGCGCUUAGCAUAAAUAAAAUAUUCUCGAUAAUUUCGAUGCAUGAAAUUUGAAUGAGGCAAGCGAACAACAAAAAAAAAUCAAGUAAAUAAAUAAUACAUACACACGAACUAGCAGAUGUGCAUAAAACAAUAUUUUUGCAAGUGUAUGUGUGUUUGUGUCGUUGAAGCAGUGAUAUGCUGUUGUAAAAUUGUUGUUGCGAGUGUGUAUGCAACAUUUUAACGUUUUCUAAAACUGAAACUGACAGUAACAGCAACAACAACAUCACAAAUAAGUGACAACGGAAAAAUUGCAACAACCAAAAAAAACUCAUUUGCACACGUCUACUAACGUGCCCAACUACUAUUGCGUAUGUGUAUGUGUGCGUGCAGCAACUGCCAGCGCUGCACGAGUAAUUCACCGCUUGCCAAGCAGCGCACAAGAUACCGUUACAGCACAUUAAAAAUGAGCGUGUGUGCAUAUAUUUGCAGAGAAAUGAAUAGAGCGUUGAAAUGUAGCAGCUGCUGCUGAAAUAUGGACAACUGUAGACGUGUGUGAGCAACUCCACAUAGUCGUUAUCAUAAAAGUGACAUUCGUAAUACAAAAAGCAAAAUAAAAAAAAAAAAAAACAAUUCAAAAUUAUUGUCAUUAAAAUUUCAUAGCGCACAUGAAAAAUGCUAAAAUAUUCAAAUAGUUUGAACAGUGUCAAUGCCGCAAAAAAAUAUGUAAACAAGCAAAUCGCUUUAACCAUUGCCAAACAAGAGUGAAGCGUUACGCUUGACCGCUGCGCUAACCAUGUCAACAAGAAACUGCGAAUUGUAAACCAAAAAGUUGCAAGUGAACUAGAUAAACAAAACGGUAAAUUAAAACGUUGAAAAAGUUUUGCGCUGCGAUCCACGAGUGAAACUGAAAGUCGAAGUGCAAGUUCAACAAAAGCUGCAAAUAAUUGAAAACCUUGAAAAUAAAUUAAUUGAAAUAAGCUGUGAGUGGCUGCAACGCUCAGUUUGUUGAAGCGAAUCACGGUUGAGGCAGUAAAAGCGGCAAAUAUUUUUGAAAUUAAAAUAAAAUUAAACAUCAGCAGUCAACAUGUUUCCGCAGCGUUGCCUAUGUGGCAACAACUUGCUGCGCAUCACUAUGAUGAUAGUGUUCGGCUUGGCAAAUCUAAAUAACGGUCUUACAUCUUACGUUACGCAGGACAACAUUAAUAAUGAACUACAUCGAAAUAUAAAUCAAAAUUUAAUUAUGUCGCCCGUGUCAGCCGGCAUUUCCGGUUCCAUUGUGACGAGCAAUUAUAACGGACCCGUGUCCCAGCCGCCCGCGCUGCCAGCCCCCGGCCAUGGCAGUUUCCACGGCAGCUACAGCGCCGCUUUCACAGCUUCAUCAGAUAUGCCUUAUCCGCCCUCUUCCAUUUCGGCGUCCUCAUCGUAUCGCCACCAACACCAGCAACAACAGCAGCAACAGCAAUUGAAUCUACAACAACCAUACCAUCAAACAAGUGGGAGUAGCAUAACAAGUUUUGAUUCGGCAAAUGUAAUUGAUGAGCGACACCAACAGCGGCAAACCCAUCAGCAACAACAGCUGCAGCACAUAGCACGCCCACUGCACAAAAUGAUUGGAGUGGGGCUCGGCAGUGGUGGUGGCGCCGGUGGUAUUGCUGGGCUUGAGCACAACAACCUCGGCGAGGCGGCGCUGGGCGGCUCAGCUGAGAGUGCCAACGCCGGCUUGGAGGAGAUCUAUGCGGCGCCUAUGUAUUUCGGCACGGAGAACUCCACAGUUGUGACGACGCAAAUUGGUGCGUCCGCACAUAUACCCUGCACCGUACAUCACAUUGGCGAUGGUGUGGUAUCUUGGAUACGCAAAAAAGACUAUCAUCUACUGACAGUGGGACUGACUACCUACAGCAGUGAUGAGCGAUUCAGCGCCACACAUUUGAAGCAUUCCGAGGAUUGGACGCUGCAAAUAAAAUUUGUGCAACUACGUGAUGCGGGCGUCUAUGAAUGUCAAGUGUCAACCCAUCCGCCCACAUCAAUAUUUCUGCAUUUGAAUGUUGUCGAAGCGCGCGCUGAAAUAUCUGGACCGCCAAUACGCUAUCUGACACCGGGCUCUACGCUGCGCCUGCAAUGUCGCGUCGUGCAGAAUACGGAGGCGUCUGAGUUCAUAUUCUGGUAUCAUGACAACCGCAUGAUCAACUAUGACAGUGAUCGAGGCAUAAAUGUUUCGACGGAGCCAGAUUUCCAAUCAUCGGAGUUAACAAUACAACGCACACGCCGUGAACACUCCGGCAAUUUUACCUGCGUGGCCAGUAAUACACAACCUGCAAGUGUGUUGGUACAUAUUUUCAAAGGUGAUAAUCCAGCAGCGAUGUAUCACGGACAUGUGGGCGGAUCGACUAAAUCAUAUCAAACGCAUUUGCAUGGCAUUACGGCCAUAAUAGCCAUGGCUUACCGAAUAAUACAGACAUAUGUGCAUGUUAACCUGGCAUAAUUACGCUGACGAGAAGCAACAACAAAAAAAGGCCACAAAAACAACAAAGGAGAGCAACACACAGCCGUUGAGGAGCGAAGCGGUAUUUUGGUGCACGAAAACAUUUCGAAGCUGCUGCACAUAAAUUACACGUAUUUACUAACAAAAACACAAAACCAUGCAACAUACAUAAGUAUACACAUACAUACAUACAUACUAUACAUAGAUAUUUAUAUGGGUAGGUAUAUAAGUUGGAUAAAACAUAUAAUAAGGCAUAAUGUAAGCGUAUAUAAUGUUAGUUGGUCAUGAGUUCACGAGCGCUGCGGCGUUUGGCUGCUUACGUAAUCGCAAAGCGAUUUAUGAGUGUGCAUGUUAGGGCAUUUGCAUAUGGAAUAGUGUGGCUGUGUGCGAUAAAUGUAAGCAUAGAAAGUCGUAUAGUAAAAAAAUUGAUAUGAAGUAGAUGAUUACGCGCUAGGUUGCAUGAGAACUGAAUAUAUUUAAAAGCGAGCAUACGUAUACAUAUGUAUAAUGUAUAUUUUGUAUGCACAUAUGUAUGUGUAUAUAUAUAUAUAUAUACAUUAUACAUAAAAUAAUCGGCAGUGUCGGUAUAGAAUAUGUGAGCGUAAAAAAUUUUGAGUGCAAAUUUUUGAAGACAAAAGUGGUGGAAAACCAAAAUUACUGUAUGUUUCUGUGUGUGUGUGAAGUCUGUGCUUUUCUAAAAAUUAUGGUUAGAGAAAAAUUUAAAAGUAAACUUAG
This is a messenger RNA of Bactrocera oleae (olive fruit fly), 3747 nucleotides long. RefSeq names its product defective proboscis extension response 13 (gene dpr13). Gene Ontology annotation, biological process: synapse organization. Lineage: Eukaryota; Metazoa; Arthropoda; Insecta; Diptera; Tephritidae. Gene Ontology annotation, cellular component: neuron projection membrane. The record is from RefSeq and is a predicted model, not a curated record.